Molecule: messenger RNA, 1376 nt
Organism: Peromyscus eremicus (cactus mouse)
Lineage: Eukaryota; Metazoa; Chordata; Mammalia; Rodentia; Cricetidae
Gene: Tra2a
Product: transformer 2 alpha homolog
Exons: 9
Coding region: 207-1133 (308 amino acids)
Biological process (GO): positive regulation of mRNA splicing, via spliceosome
Cellular component (GO): spliceosomal complex
Molecular function (GO): RNA binding
Source: RefSeq, a predicted model, not a curated record
UGACGUCGGGCGCCGGGGACGCCCGGAGGUUUGUGGCGGUGCCGGCGCCAUUUUGCCUGAGCGUGCGAGCUAGUGGGAGUGGAGCGCAGCGGCCGUUGUCGCCGUCGCCUUCCGCCUCCCCACACUCCAGACAGCGGGGUGACUAGGCCGCCGGCCCUCGAGCCGAGACUUGUCUCUUACUUAGUUCUCGGGAACUCCUGGCCAACAUGAGUGAUGUAGAGGAGAACAACUUCGAGGGCAGACUUCCCAUCUCUGCUCCGAGGUGCGGGUCCCCGGCGCGGUGGGGCAGGAGGCGGCGGGGCGCUCCCUCCGGCCGGAUAGUGGAGUCUCGCUCUCAGUCAAAAUCUCCAACGGGAACUCCUGCUCGCGUAAAAUCAGAGAGCAGGUCAGGAUCUCGUAGUCCAUCAAGAGUUUCCAAACAUUCUGAAUCCCAUUCUCGAUCAAGAUCAAAAUCCAGGUCAAGGUCAAGGAGGCAUUCUCAUAGACGCUACACUCGGUCCCGGUCCCACUCUCAUAGAAGACGAUCUCGAAGUAGAUCCUAUACUCCAGAGUAUCGUCGACGAAGAAGCCGGAGUCACUCUCCAAUGUCCAAUCGCAGAAGACAUACAGGCAGCAGGGCAAAUCCAGAUCCCAACACUUGCCUGGGUGUCUUUGGCCUCAGUUUGUACACAACAGAGAGAGAUCUUCGUGAAGUAUUCUCUCGAUAUGGACCAUUGAGUGGUGUCAAUGUAGUUUAUGAUCAGCGAACUGGAAGGUCACGUGGAUUUGCUUUUGUGUAUUUUGAGAGGAUAGAUGACUCUAAGGAGGCUAUGGAAAGGGCAAAUGGGAUGGAGCUGGACGGUAGAAGAAUUCGUGUGGAUUAUUCUAUCACCAAGAGAGCACACACGCCUACACCAGGCAUUUACAUGGGCAGACCAACUCAUAGUGGUGGUGGAGGUGGAGGAGGCGGCGGUGGCGGUGGAGGCGGCGGUGGUGGUAGACGACGGGAUUCUUACUAUGAUAGAGGAUAUGAUCGAGGCUAUGACAGAUAUGAAGAUUAUGAUUACCGGUACAGAAGAAGGUCACCUUCUCCUUAUUACAGUCGAUACAGGUCACGGUCAAGAUCUCGUUCCUAUAGCCCAAGACGCUAUUAAUAAUGGAGUGGUUGUGGCCAAGGACUCUCUGCCCCCCCCCUUUUAUUUCCCCCCUUCCCCCUUUGAUUCUGGAUUUCCAAGCUUCCAAUGCUUCCUAGUCCUAAAAACAAAACAAAAACCUGGUUUAUUUCAUCUAUAGUGUGGCCAGUUGUGUUGCUGUUUUCCACCCUUCGUUAUACUCUUAAAGGUGUAAUUGUCAUGUAAGUCCUUGAACAUCUGAGUAAAAAGGAGCCCAGUGUUAGA